Molecule: messenger RNA, 1552 nt
Organism: Chiroxiphia lanceolata (lance-tailed manakin)
Lineage: Eukaryota; Metazoa; Chordata; Aves; Passeriformes; Pipridae
Gene: ZMYND10
Product: zinc finger MYND-type containing 10
Biological process (GO): motile cilium assembly; outer dynein arm assembly; inner dynein arm assembly
Cellular component (GO): centriolar satellite; cytoplasm
Source: RefSeq, a predicted model, not a curated record
AUGGCCGCCGUGCCCGCGCCGCUGCCGCCCGCCGAGGCCGAGGCGCUGGUGCGGGCGCUGCAUGGCACCGGGGAGCUGCGGGACACCGCGGGCAGGGGUGCGGGGACAGGAUGGCUUCGGCAGCACGAGUAUGUGGAGAAGCUGAACAUGCACGGCAUCCUGAGCGCCUCUACUGGCCAGGAGCAGCUCCUCACCGAGCUGCUGGUCACCUAUGCCAAGAUUCCUGUUCUCAUUGGGGAGCUGAUCUCUGUGGAGAUCUGGAAGCACAAGGUCUUUCCUGUGCUGUGCCGGCUGGAGGACUUCAAGCCAAGGAGCACCUUCCCCAUCUAUGUGGUGCUGCACCAUGAAGCCUCCAUCAUUAACCUCUUGGAGACGGUGUUUUUUUACAAGGAGAUCUGUGAGUCAGCAGAGGACAGCAUUCUGGAUUUAAUUGAUUACUGCCACCGAAAGCUGACCCUGCUCGCGGCCCGGAGCACCAAAGGACAGGCAGUGGAGCUGCGUGCCCAGGACCUGGCCAGCCCCUCGUCCAUGCAGGAGCUGCAGAAGCAGGCGGAGGCAAUGGAGUUUGAGAUUUCCCUGAAGGCCCUGUCUGUGCUGCGGUUCAUCACCGACCAGGUUGGAGAGAUUCCCAUGGGCGCGCUGACACGGAUGCUGAACACCCACAAUCUGCCCUGCCUCCUCGUUGAGCUGGUGGAGCAUUGCCCCUGGAGCUGCUGGGAAGCAGGUAUGGAUCAGUUUGAGAAUGGCACAUGGCACGUGGUGCCCCCUGAAGACCAGGUGAAGAUGACCAAACUCGAUGAGGUGUGGCUUGCCCUCCUCAACCUCCUGCUCAGCCCCGAGUGCCAGCGCAAAUACCACUUUGAUGGCUUCAACAAGAGCCAGCUCCUCAAGCUCCGUGUGUUCCUGACAGAUGUCCUUAUUGACCAGCUGCCCAACCUGAUGGAGAUGCAGAGAUUUCUGAGCCACCUGGCAGUGACAGAGCCAGCUCCCCCCAAAAAGAAUCUUGUCCUGGAGCAGGUUCCUGUCAUCUGGGACCACAUCCUCAAGAAAAACUCGGGGAAGUGGGAGGCCAUUGCCAAGCACCAGGUGAAGCAUGCCUUCAGCCCCACCGAGGAGGAGCUGAAGCUCCAGGCACGCAGGUGGGCACAAACCUACAGCCUGGACAUGAUGGAGGCUCUGGCCCCCGACAAGCCCCGCUGCAGGGUGUGUGGUGUAGAAGCAGCCAAGAGGUGCUCUCGCUGCCGGAAUGAGUGGUACUGCACGCGGGCCUGCCAGGUUCAGCACUGGCAGAAGCACAAGCCUGCCUGCAACCUGAUGGCUGAGGUGCCGAGGAGCGUUGUGGAUGACCUGUAAGAGAAGGGGUGUCUGGCAUCUGGCCCACAGCUCAGCGAGGCUGAGGUUCCCCAGUGUGCAGCCCAGCAGCUGGAGAGAAGCUGGCAAAGGCCCCUUCUGCCUGCUCCCAGCCCCAGGCAGCACUGGCCGGGCUUGUCCUCUCCUCUCUCACUACCCCACCAUGCUGCCUUCUUUAAUAAAACUCCUUGUGCACCCCACA